AUGUUAGAAGGUAAAUUUGCUGAUGCUUCUUUAUUAAAGAAAAUUGUUGAAGCCAUCAAGGAUUCCGUCAAGAAAUGUAAUUUCAAUUGUUCAGAACACGGUAUUACUGUUCAAGCUGUUGAUGAUUCUCGUGUUUUAUUGGUCUCAUUAUUAGUUUCAGUUUCUUCAUUUGAAGAAUAUAGAUGUGAUAGAGAAGUUACUUUGGGUGUCGAUUUGGAAAGUUUUAGUAAAAUUAUUAAAACUGCCAAUAAUGAUGAUAUGUUGACUCUUAUGGCUGAUGACUCUCCAGAUCAACUUGUGACUGUUCUUGAAGAUCCUACAAAAGAUAGAAUUAGUGAAUAUUCUUUGAAAUUGAUUGAUUUUGAUUCAGAAUUCUUACAAAUUGAAGAUAUGGAAUAUGAUGCUGUUGUAAAUAUGCCAAGUGUUGAUUUUGCUAAACUUGUAAGAGAUUUGAAAACUAUCAGUGAAUCUUUACGUCUUGUUGUUACUAAAGAUUCUAUUAAAUUCACUUCUGAAGGUGAAAAUGGUUCUGGUAGUGUCGUUGUUAAAGGUAGUUCUGAAAAUGGAGAUAGUAGUGUUAGUAUUCAUUUGGAUGAUCCUGUUGAUUUAACUUUUGGUUUGAAAUAUUUGAAUGAUAUUGUUAAAGCUUCUACUUUGUCCACUAAUGUCACCAUUAAAAUGGCUGAUAAAACACCAGCUUUAUUUGAAUUCAAAAUGGAAAGUGGUGGUUAUUUGAGAUACUACUUGGCUCCAAAAUUCGAUGACGAAGAAUAG
This is a messenger RNA of Candida tropicalis MYA-3404, 774 nucleotides long. It is a transcript of the gene POL30, whose product is annotated as proliferating cell nuclear antigen. NCBI's taxonomy places the organism in Eukaryota, Fungi, Ascomycota, Pichiomycetes, Serinales, Debaryomycetaceae. Gene Ontology annotation, biological process: leading strand elongation; translesion synthesis; mismatch repair. The transcript has a single exon. Gene Ontology annotation, molecular function: DNA binding; DNA polymerase processivity factor activity. Gene Ontology annotation, cellular component: PCNA complex. The record is from RefSeq and is a predicted model, not a curated record. Bases 1 to 774 code for a protein of 257 amino acids.